CGCUUCGAAGCCUCUGUUCCAGCACCGGGGAGUUACGUGGGUGUGAGCCCCCGGGCCCGACAGCCUGUGGGCAGCUGCCGCGUCCUGCUGCGGAAGGAAACACGAAGCGGGGUGCGGGGACCAAGAGCUCCGGGCGGAGCGGCCGGCACAGGCUCAGCGGGGCAGGCGACUCAGGGUAGCCCAACACUUCGACGCGUCACUCCGGCGCACCAUCGGCGCCGGCUGCGGGCGCGCGGGCCGGCGCGGGGGCGGGACUUCCGGUAGGGCGGGACUUCCGGCAGGGCGGGCCGGGAGGCCGGGGCUGUUGGUACAGCUCCUCGGUGGCACGUGGCGCGCGUUUUUGGCGUGGGGGCUUCUCAGCGGUUUGCGAGGGGGACAUCCACACAGAGGCCGUCAGGUCGGCCGCGGGGGCACCGUCUCUGUGCGGCUCCUGUCUCGGCGCUGGGUGGGCGGCCUCCGCGGGCGGCGAGGCUCGGCGCGCGUCCGUCAUGGACUACCGGCGGCUGCUGAUGAGUCAGGUGGUUCCCGGGCAGUUCGACGAUGCGGACUCCUCCGACAGUGAAAACAUUGACUUGAAGAUAAUCAAAGAGGAAGAUGACUUUGUGUUUGAAGACCUUCAAAAUAAUGUGAAUGAGAGGAUGGGUGACGGUGAGAUAGAAGAUGAGGAGGAGGAAGAGGAUUAUGAUGACGAUGACUGGGACUGGGAUGAUGGCAUUGGAAAACUCACCAAGGGUUUUACCUUGAAUGGAGGGAGUAACCCACAGGCAAAUCGACAGACUUCCAACUGCAAUUCAGCCAAAAUGUCUACUCCAGCAGACAAGGUCUUACGGAAAUUUGAGAAUAAAAUUAAUCUAGAUAAGCUAAAUGUUACUGAUUCUGUCAUAAAUAGAGUCACUGAAAAGUCUAGACAAAAGGAAGCAGAUAUGUAUCGCAUCAAAGAUAAGGCCGACAGAGCAACCGUGGAACAGGUGUUGGAUCCCAGAACACGAAUGAUUUUAUUCAAGAUGUUGACUAGAGGAAUUAUAUCAGAGAUAAAUGGCUGCAUUAGCACUGGAAAAGAAGCUAAUGUAUACCAUGCUAGCACCACAAAUGGACAGAGCAGAGCAAUCAAAAUUUAUAAAACUUCUAUUUUGGUGUUCAAAGAUCGGGAUAAGUAUGUAAGUGGGGAAUUCAGAUUUCGUCAUGGCUAUUGUAAAGGAAACCCCAGAAAAAUGGUGAAAACUUGGGCAGAAAAAGAAAUGAGGAACUUAAUCAGGCUAAACACAGCUGAGAUCCCAUGCCCAGAACCUAUCCUGUUGAGAAGCCAUGUUCUCGUCAUGGGUUUCAUUGGGAAGGAUGACAUGCCAGCGCCACUCUUGAAAAACGUCCAGUUAUCAGAAUCCAAGGCUCGGGAGUUGUAUCUGCAGGUCAUUCAGUACAUGAGAAGGAUGUAUCAGGAUGCCAGGCUCGUCCAUGCGGAUCUCAGCGAAUUUAACAUGCUGUACCACAGUGGAGGUGUGUACAUCAUUGAUGUUUCUCAGUCCGUGGAGCAUGACCACCCACACGCCUUGGAGUUCUUGAGAAAAGAUUGUGCCAAUGUCAAUGAUUUCUUUUUGAAGCGCGGUGUUGCUGUGAUGACUGUGCGGGAGCUCUUUGAAUUUGUCACAGAUCCCUCAAUUACACUGGAGAACAUGGACGCUUAUCUCUCGAAGGCCAUGGAAAUAGCAUCUCAAAGGACCAAGGAAGAAAGAUCCAGCCAAGACCAUGUGGAUGAAGAGGUGUUUAAACGAGCAUAUAUUCCUAGAACCUUGAAUGAAGUAAAAAAUUAUGAGAGGGAUAUGGAUAUAAUGAUGAAAUUGAAGGAAGAGGACAUGGCCAUGAAUGCCCAACAAGACAAUAUUCUGUACCAAACUGUCACAGGGAUGAAGAAAGAUUUGUCAGGAGUUCAGAAGGUGCCUGCACUUCUAGAAAAUCAAGUUAAGGAAAAGGCUUGUUCUGAUUCAGAAGAUGCUGGAGGCUCUGAGUGUGCUGACACAGACUUGGAAGAGCAGGGAGACCAUGCUUGCUCCAAGAAGCCCCCCACCGACCUCGAGGUUGAUAAAAAGGAAAGAAAAAAGAUGGUCAAGGAAGCUCAGAGAGAGAAAAGAAAAAACAAAGUUCCUAAACAUGUGAAAAAAAGAAAAGAGAAGACAGCCAAGACAAAAAAGGGAAAAUAGAGUCAGGGCUAUGUUACGUAGAGUAAUUCUCCGUCAGUCGCUUUUCUGGCCUGCGCAGUAAGCUGCCUCUGGAAGAUGGCUUAUUGAUUUAACCGAAUGGUGAUUACGGCAGCGUCUGUGAAGACUGAUUGGGUGUCUUCGUGUAAUUAUGUAAAGAGCUCUGAGCUCUGUUGCCUAGACCUGUCCCUGGCUCUGUCUGGUAUUAUCAGAGGAUUUAUUUAAGCUGCUGUGUUAAUGAAGAACUUUGUACAGUUUUAUAUAUUUUUUCUCUUACAACAUGUUCUUUGAAGCAUCGUACAUACUUCAAGGUGAUGGACAUCCGUAGCCUUUAUGUGGGUGUAAAGGCACCUUGGACAGGCUGGGGCACGUUGUUUUUGCUUUGUUUGUACAUGCCAAAGACCCAUCUGAAAUCAUUUGCUGGUCAGGCCGUGGUUUCUGUACAAGGGGCUUUCACUGAUAAGAGAAUUCGGUUGGCUGUCGAUGUAAUCGUUCACAGCGACUCUGUUCUGUCUGCAUUGGCGAUCAUUUGUCAUGCACUUACUCUUCAUCUUGAAUACUCUUUUUUAAGCUAGGGCCUCCUAGUUCAUAAGCUAUUUCACAUUCAGCUAUUUGGCCUGUUCAUUCAUCUCUCAAAUAUUUGAGUAUUUCAGUGCUAGGAAUACAGCAGUUAACAAAACAGGGAAAAACUUCUAGCUUCAGGUAGUUUACAUUUUAAAGGAAGACAAGAUAUUAAGAUAAGUUAAAAAACAGUGUAUCUGCAGGUGAUAAAAUCUGUGGAGAGAAAUAAUGCAGAGAAGAAAGAAUGCCUGGGGAAGUGGGAGUUUGCAGUUUAAAAAUAGGCCACACUGAGAGGCUGUAUUUCAGCAAAUACCUGAAGAAUGUGAGUCAUGUGCAUUUCAGGAGUGAAGAGCAUUCCUGGUAAUGCAAACAGCAAGUGCCAAGGCCCUGAGGCAGAAAUGUGCCUGAAAUGUUCUAGAAACAAGAUGCUGGAGCAUCAUAAUCGAGGAAGAAAGUAGUAGAUGAGGUCAGAUGGUGUUAGGCUAUUGGAGAGUUUUUAGCAGAAGAAUGAUAUGAUCUGACUUCUGUUUUGAAAGGAUUGUGAUCACCCUGGCCUCUGGAGAAUUGACUAGGAAGCAAGGGUGAGAGGCCAGUUGGUUAUUUAUUGUGGUACCCCACAUGAGAGGUGAUGGCUUGGUCUAGGAUGGUAGCAGCGGACAUGGAGCGAAGUGGUUGUAUUCUAGACAGAAUACAAAGGUAGAGUGAACUGGCCGUGCUAAGGGAAUACCUGAGGAAUUGGGAGAAAGAGUGGGACGCCCUCAGGAUUUAUGACCAAAGCAACUGCAGUGAAUGUUGGAGUUGUGACUUAAUGUUGGCACUGUCACUUCCCAACUGUUGGGAAGCAAUGUGGGUGGAGCAGAUUUGGGAGUAGGAGGGUAAGGUAAAAGCUUAUAUUGCGACAAAGCAAAAAUGUUGAAAGAAAUUACCAAGUUAGUUUUUAUUUUUUACCAUGUACUUGAUAUUAGAAAUGUCUCUUUUAGCCCUUGCAUCAGACACAGUUUCUAUAAAUAAACAGUUUCCCUAAAACUGAAGCUUGCACCUGCUUGAGAGUUGGUGGAUUAUUGGUGGCGGGUCCGCUGAGCUUUUAAAAUUUUAAGUCAAAUUAUCAUGUUCAUAAUACUUUUCCUUCCUGACUUUAAAAAGUUCAAAAUACAAUUUCAGUGAAAGACGACAGUAGCCCCUCUGAAAUAUUCUACAGUUAACACAACCGAGGAGAAAGCUCACACAAACGUAGCCAUCCUCCCCACCGUGGGGAGUUCGUCUCAGGGUCUUCUGGGGCCUGGCCUAGCCUGGCCUUCUCUCUGACAAGGUGUGUAUGAAGCAAGCGGUCAAGCUCCUCAGAGCAAUCUUAUGGCGACUAAUGCAAUUACUCAGUUUGGAAUCAGUUUCACUUGGGCAAAAGUAGUGUCGGCCAGAUUCAGGACAGUUCAUUCUCAUUUACGUUGCUGUCGGGAGGGAGUGGCUUGUAAAAUGCCAAGAUUUGGGACUACAGGGGGAGUCUAAUUUGAGGAACGUUUUUCUGAUAACUUUCGCUGUUGGGGCUGUUGCCCUGUUUGGAUUCUGGGACAUAGACUGUAGCUGAGUGGUAACCACUGGUCGUGUUCUUGCCGAACUCAUCUGAGACCAUAUUUCCAGUGUUUCUUUCUCACCAGGAGGCUGGGAAGGAAGGAGCCCGUUCUUAGCCAAAGUUAUAGGCUUGGAUUGCCUUUGAAUUUGACAGGUUUAGUGUCUGGAUUAUUGCUUGUACAGUUACUUUCCAAUGGGAGAGAUGAGGUUCAGGUCUCUUGGCCUGAAGGCUGGGACAUAAUUCUGUCAAUUGUAGUAGAUGAAUCUGAUUUUCUGUCCUAUUUUGUUGAUUUUUCUAAUCCCUUCAAAUAAUGCAGGUGUUACUAAAAGUUUACCAUGAGAAACCUGGAGAUUCCUUUGAAGACAAAAUCACAGCUGUUUCUUACGCUGGCUGCUCCACUUCCUGCUCUUCCUUGGAUGAAGCAGUUGAGGAACAGAACUUUCACGGUCCCGGAAGCUCCAG
This is a messenger RNA of Equus quagga, 4782 nucleotides long. RefSeq names its product RIO kinase 1 (gene RIOK1). Gene Ontology annotation, cellular component: preribosome, small subunit precursor; cytosol. The coding region runs from base 489 to 2195 and encodes 568 amino acids. The record is from RefSeq and is a predicted model, not a curated record. Gene Ontology annotation, molecular function: ATP binding; protein serine/threonine kinase activity. Lineage: Eukaryota; Metazoa; Chordata; Mammalia; Perissodactyla; Equidae. Gene Ontology annotation, biological process: maturation of SSU-rRNA. The transcript is spliced from 17 exons.